Fusarium graminearum PH-1 is the source of this 303-nucleotide messenger RNA. RefSeq lists its product as uncharacterized. The record is from RefSeq and is a predicted model, not a curated record. Lineage: Eukaryota; Fungi; Ascomycota; Sordariomycetes; Hypocreales; Nectriaceae. Bases 1 to 303 code for a protein of 100 amino acids. The transcript has a single exon.
AUGGACGACUUUGAGCUCAGUGAUGACUCCCAACGCAUUGAACAAGCAUUGCUGGAGAGUGUAGUGGCCGAAGGGUUUGGGGAGGAUGAGGAAGAGGAAGAAAGGCAGGGCUUUGAGGAAAGCGAACCUGCACUUUCAUCCUUUUCACAAGACUCUCAUGAAGUCGUCGUGUACCUCGACAUUCAGCACGGCCAGUCUACCACUUGGUCUGAGAUUCUUUUGUCUCUGUAUCGGACUGCCUACAUGAGAGUACCUCCAACCACAAUUGUCAACAGGAUCAACUCUGGCGUCCAAGGCCCCUGA